Molecule: messenger RNA, 3501 nt
Organism: Thamnophis sirtalis
Lineage: Eukaryota; Metazoa; Chordata; Lepidosauria; Squamata; Natricidae
Gene: CPLX2
Product: complexin 2
Biological process (GO): regulation of neurotransmitter secretion; neurotransmitter transport; synaptic vesicle exocytosis
Cellular component (GO): SNARE complex; terminal bouton
Molecular function (GO): syntaxin binding
Source: RefSeq, a predicted model, not a curated record
CGGGAAGAGCGGGAGGCGGGCUUUGGGCGCCGCCGGACUGAAGAGAGCAGCCCCUUCCCUCUACCGGCCGCGGGCUUGCGGACCGCUCUGGGUAGCCCUUGACUCCAAGCUUUCUAUCAGCAGCACUGGAUGAUAAUUCAACAACCUCGUAGAGCUCACUAACGUGGCCAGCAGUAAUGGAUUUUGUGAUGAAACAAGCCUUAGGGGGGGCCACGAAGGACAUGGGUAAAAUGUUGGGAGGAGAAGAGGAAAAAGACCCCGAUGCCCAGAAGAAGGAAGAAGAACGACAAGAAGCCUUACGUCAGCAAGAGGAAGAGCGCAAGGCAAAGCAUGCCCGCAUGGAGGCUGAACGGGAAAAGGUUCGGCAGCAAAUCCGUGAUAAGUACGGCCUGAAGAAAAAAGAGGAGAAAGAGGCAGAGGAGAAGGCAGCCCUGGAACAGCCCUGUGAGGGGAGCCUGACACGACCCAAGAAAGCCAUCCCAGCCGGCUGUGGAGAUGAUGACGAUGAGGAUGAAGAGAGCAUUCUGGAUACGGUGCUCAAGUAUCUGCCAGGUCCAUUGCAGGACAUGUUCAAGAAGUAGCUGCCAUACCAGCCCAAGUCCCACCCAGAGUUUCCAACAUUCAGUUGAGGCUUCUGGGUGGUGAAGGGACUUUCUUUUGGGGUUUCAUGGGGCAUUUUCCUUUCCAGUUUUUGUUUCAAGGGGAGACUUCACACACGUCUUUGUGCCACAGGCCUUUCCCAGGCCUUCUUCUCGGUCCCCAAGAGAAGCACAUCAGGCAUGGGACGUACUCCCUACCCUGCCCCUUGCUAUCAUCACUCUAGGCUGCUGGAUUCCUUGGAACCACAGGCUGGGCACUGCCAGGAGUUUUAUCUCCUUCCCCUCCCCUGGGCUUUCCCUUCCUGACACAGAGCUGGAGUGGACUUCUGUGGUGCCAAAGGGCCAGCUGACUAGGAAGUCAAAGCAAAGCAAAAACAAAUGGGAACUGGGACCAAAUUCAAUUACGCAACCUCAUGGGGUUUUGGAGGAGGAGGCACCAGAGGGAGGCCAGGCCCCUGCACAAUCCUCUGAGCCCGCCUCCUUCCCCCAUAUUCCUUAACCCUGUGCUGACUGCCAAACAGAGAUUGUGGCCUGUAAAUCUCUGUUCUUGCCUAAUUCAUGGGGGCCAAGGUAGCCCCUGCACAUUCCAUCUCUGACCAAGGGAAGGACCAGUUGGAUACACACACACACACACACACACACAUCCCAAUCCUUGCUUUAGGGCAGUUGGCAAAUCAUAGUCUUGUCACAUCCUUGGGGAGGAAGAGCUCAUUCCUGAAAGGAAUCAAACUCCUACCACAAGCCUAGCAUGGAGGCCCACUGCAAAGAAUUGUGAGUUACUAGUAGACAAAAAAAAACCGUGGGUUGCUUAGGGGGCCCUUAGAUGAUUUUUCCCCUUCCAUCGUCCAGUAGUAGUAUUUUAUUGAAAAAAAAAUUCUCUAGCUGACACACUUGCAGACUUUUAGAGUAAAAAGACAAAGCAUGAAAUCACACUCUCCUUCCCAUGCUGCAGAAAGUGAUAAAUGUGGAGAUUGGUUUAAAGGUCAACUGACCAAAAAUGAAGACACUUGAGGAAACGGGAUGCAUUCACGCAUUCGACCAAACAUCCCUGCUUUCUUUAGGAGGUUGUAGGAAUGCCCUGCACUAACACUUAUAGAGAGAACAGCACAUCCUCUCAAGCCAGGGAGUUUUGGUUGUCUACUAGACCAAAGGGUUAAAGCCAGUAAGCCUAUCCCUGUCAUACGUAUCCUGAUCCUAGGACGCUGAUAAUCUCUUUCCCAAUGGAAACAUAAUGGCCCACCCAAAUAUUAGCAGAACUGUUCUUGCAUCCAAGGUAGAAAUUGUUUCCUUUUCCUCUUUCAUCAAGUGUCUAGAAAGACUACAGCCAUGCAUACCCAGAUACACAUGCUGAUUCCCAAGGGUGGGUCCUUCACGGUCUAUGAGAAAAACUUCCCACUUUUCAAUAUCUGCAGCCCAAGGUGGCCUGGGAGUGUGGUGGACACCCAACCCACACCCCAGCAUACGCCAGUAGCUCCCCUUCACUGCACAGUUGUUGCAUUCACUCCGUGGCCGAUUCUCCCCAUCGUUUCUUCGAAGCCACAACAUUACACAAAAAAAGAGGUGACUACGAGACAAGGAGGAAGCCUCGCUGCUGAUUUGGCCUAGUGCCCUCUCCCCAGUACCAACAGUCCUUGGCCACUGCCGAAAACAAAAUCAAACGUCCAUCCUUCUAUGGGGAAGUUUUGUAGUUUUCAUUCUUGUGUUUAUUUGGGAAGAAGGAAGGCCUGGAUUAUUUGGUAAAUUUUCCUGGUACUCUGUCCCUUCUACUUUUGUUUGGGGAUGGGGUCAAGUUUGAGUUUGGGAGUUAUCUCCCUGCAUCCAAAAUACGCCAUUCUUUCUUUCUUUCUAUCCUUCCUUUCUUCCUUAAUAGUUAAAGCCAUAUCAGUUAGACUGCAAUACUAUCAACGCUAAAAACUCUGCAGGCUGCGCUCUGUCAUGCUGUAUAGAGGAGCGUCUUGGGGUCAGGGACCACCCCUUUAUCCCCUUGCCUGCUUGUCUUUGUCUCUGGCCGCCCAACAUGUUUUGCAUAGGUAUCUCUGUAACAGGGUAAAUCACCCCAACACUUGUUAUCUGUCUAAUUGUCUCUGCUAGUCACUCAUUAGAUGGUCAUCAUACAGCCCCAUGGAGCUGGGAAGAAAAGGUCCUCAGGCAAAAUGAAAAGGGGACCAGGUUGAAGGUGGUAAGGGGACAGGCCAUUAGCACCUGUUUCGUCAAUAUAAUGUCAGCUUGUCUGCAGUCAUCCCAUAGGACAAAAGAGUGUGAUUGUGAGAGUCCUGCAAAGUUUCAUACUGGUUGAAACUCUGUGCCAGAAUGGCAGGACUUUGCCAGGGGAACGCAAGCUGUUUAUUGUCUACAUAAUCCUCCUGGGUGAAUGUUGAAAAUUGCAAUAAAUCCACUUUUCACAUGGGGCAAAGGGCUGAUGCUGAAGCCAGCUUCCCACACUAUGGUGAUGCUGUUGCUCUCAGUUGACAAAAUCACCACUAUACCCAUUGUUUAGUAUUUAGGCAGAGAGAAGUAAGUACCAGUAAGUCUCUGGACCCCACCAAUCUGAGAACUCCAUUCUGGGCAAGAACAAGAAGGAAAAAAAAAACCCCAAACCCACGUCUUAGAAUACUGGAGAGACAUGAAACAGCAAUGCCCACAGAAAUGAGGCAAAAUGAAACCUAGCUUCAAUAUGUGUGAAUAAGCCAUCCUAGCCCCAAUUUUGAUUCCCUGUGAUCUUUGACCUCUGAUAUUAUCAUGUCAGUGGGAGGAGCUGUGGGAUGCGGUUUCCAGGUCAUUGUGGUAGCCAGGAGAAAACCCUAAUAUUCUGCUUCGAAUCUUACUUAAUGGAGCUGGAUCAGCUUCCAAUUUGAAUGCAGAGAAUAUAUGUGUUGUAUGUAUGCAUGCAUGCAUGCAUGCA